Eremomyces bilateralis CBS 781.70 is the source of this 1820-nucleotide messenger RNA. RefSeq lists its product as uncharacterized. Lineage: Eukaryota; Fungi; Ascomycota; Dothideomycetes; Eremomycetales; Eremomycetaceae. The transcript has a single exon. The coding region runs from base 51 to 1787 and encodes 578 amino acids. The record is from RefSeq and is a predicted model, not a curated record.
CUAAUCAAUCAAUAAAUAAGAAGUCUUCUACCAUUGUCGUCUUCCCAACAAUGGCGUCGCCAAAUCCCUCCAUAAGCUGGCUUCAAGCCUUCCCGAUCCUGCCGCUACUGGCUCUGAAUACCAUGAUUCAGCCCGUCGGCCGCGUUCUAGGUACCUCUGCAUUCCAUAGCGUCUGGCUUCGAGCUUCGCCCAUCAUAUGCGCCCUCGAUACUCUAGGCUUUGCCUUUCGGUUCUUAACAUACUAUACUUUGCUCCGUGCUAGCCCACGUAAGGCGAUGCUUAUUAUCGGAAUGGACCGCUUUAACGAGGCUGAGAUCGAUAACGGUAUUCGAAAGACAACGAUAGUCGCGACGAUAUUACGCCUUUUUGGGUUCUUCCUCGGCAUAUUACCACCGACAUAUGUGGUUGGUGCGUGGGGGGACAUCAGAUGGACGAUGGCUUGGGCAUGGAUGUAUGCUGCUUCAUACGUCGUGUUAGAGAUUGCAUCGCAGCGGGCUAGAAGGGAACUUUCGGAACUUUCUAAACCACAGUAUACUCCUAUUGGUUUCGAAUUAGAGGAGAUUAUUGAGGAACCAGACAAUGGCAAAAUAUCGCAUGCAGCCAGUACUGAAGAUACGGAAGACGAAGAGAACGAUCGGGCUAAACUAUUAAAAGACGAAACUCAGGAAGAACCGGAAGAAUCAGCGAGCACGAAGUAUAAGCCAGGCAGGACGAGCAGGGAGGUGGGGGAUAUACAUGAUGAAAACAAUGACAGCACGGCCGACCAAGUAGAGUUUACAGCAUCGGCUAGCACCGAGCACCUGCUAAGUAAUGGGAUUGAUGGAGACCAACGGAGAAAAGACGAUGAUGAUGGCUCUAUCCUCCCUCAAGUGAAGUCUUGGGCAAUGGCGAAUAGGGCUGGACGCAUACAAGAAGUCAUUGACGGCUCUACCGUGGCUCAGGCAGAGACUACAGAAUCUACGAACGAGGGCCGCCCUUCCGACCUAGAGUCUGCGAAGAACAGCGACAGCAAAUACGCGGAUCCCAUCACAUCACCACGGUUGCCAACACUGAAACAUACUCUCGCUUGUAUGGAUAUGAUCCUAUUUGGGUGGGGCUGCCUACUCCAUGCGAUAUUCCUCUACUGGGCUUUUCUCGACCUUAUCCAGCCCCUUCUGAAUAGGCAUAUCCUCUCCUCCAGCAGCUGGGAGAUGCCACUCUUCCUUCUCAGCCUCCCCUUUAUAUUCGCCUGUUUGUUCCUCAUAAUGGCUGGAUCUGGCGGAACCGCAUGGGUCACUUGGAUGCUCGCCGCUACCUUUUCCGAGUUCGCGAACCGACAUCUCCCCACCUCUAUCCAGAAAUGCGCAUCAACGGUAGUGGUUAUAGUCACUUUGGGCUUAGCUGGUCUUGGGGUGGUGGGGGCCUAUUUUGUGUUAUUUGCCAUGGGAUAUCUGCUGCUAUCAGAUUAUAUGCGAUGGGUUUAUGGGUUAUUAUCUGUGGAGGCUGUGGUGCUGCUCAUAUUCUCCACCAUCUGUUUCAGUCUGUAUAUUCUGCUCAAGCUCGUUGCCGAGGCAAACCGGGGCGUGAAGGAGAAACUUUGGGUGUCUAGAUACGUGGGGGAGGAUGGAGUCGUCUUGCUAACUUGCGUUUUAGUCACCUUCACGGUGUCGAUUCUGUGGUAUCGGUACCGAUACUCCUCAUCUGCGCACUGGGCGCAGGACUGGCGGGACGCUCUAGUUGUGAACACGACUGCGACCAACUCGACCAUGACCAACACGACCAUAGUCAACUCAACCAAGACCAGUUAACUUUAUAUAAUCUAUAUGCAACAUACAUAACUA